AUGUCGUUCUGGCCAAUUGGGCAAAGUGUGAAUAAUUCCAAAAUCAACCGACUGUUGGACGAUUACUUUCGUGUACUGCAUUCGUUGGAAGAUGAGAAAGUGGCACCCCAGACUGAUAAUGUCGGUGUUGAUGUAGGUGGCGCGAACGUAUCGAAAGAAGCUAAUACACAAGGACAGGACCGCGAGGAGCGAGUAACUACUGCAGUAGAAGCCGGCGAAGGAGAGAAGAAAGAUGAGAUCGAUUAUGAAGAUGGGCAUUUUCGGCCGGAGCAGGGGGAUGGCAAUCCUUGGGGCCGAAAUUAUGGCGAGACAUUAUUACGGCCUGGAUUUCAGGAGCGGAAUAAGUCCGAGCCUGAAUCAGUGGCUUCUAUGAUAAGUAUACCGUCUACUACAUCGUCUCCGGUAUCUAUAUCCGGAAAUGAUGCCUAUAACUUCAAUGCUUCUGUUCCGUUGACGAAGGAAUCAUUGAACUGCUCCUUUAUUGAUGAUAUAUUGAAGGAAAGUGAAAUUAUUAACGAACUUGUAAGACAAAACAACACAAUUUUGGAUUUUUUUUGUUUUGGCUACUUCUUUGACGCACAAGGCAAUCGUGUUGAGCAUAUUGAUUAUUUGAUUGAUCAGCUGCUGUUUAGUAUUGAUAGAGUUAAUGAAGAUAGUCCGGAAAUAGGGAACACAACUGUGUCUUCUCAGCGGCAGCAUGAUCAUGCAAAUCAUUCGCGGAACAUGAAUGCGGAUGAAGACUCACCGGAUGGCGUUAAUGAAAAUGAUUCUGCAGAGGGUUCUUCUACUGAUAAUAAUGAGGAUUCUAUAAUUCCACUCAUGUACCAAAAUGAAUUUAACUCCUCCUCUCACCUCUACAGGGCCAAUACGAUUGCGGAAAUAUUUGCAUUGGAUAACUGGCUGAUCACAGAAACCUUUGUAAAGGAUUUCACCCAUCUAACGAAGAUUUGGUCAAUACUAUACCAUAAGGAUUUUAAGGCUGAAAAGUCUCCUCUGGUCCCAAUUUUUUUGAAAAUAAACCAGAACUGGCUUGUCACUAGGCAAGAUCAGUUUCUAAACUUUAUCAGGACUAGGGACACCCUGGUUGAUGAUAUGCUCGCUCAUCUUGAAAUUUCUGUAUUGAUGGAUUUCUUUUUGAAGCUAAUUUCGACUGACAAACAAGAGUCGCCAACUGGUAUAAUAGAGCUCGCCUAUGAACAAGAUUUGAUUCCAAAGCUGUUAGCAUAUUUGGACAAUGAUACAUGCUCAGCAGAUAUCCAAGCAUGUGCAGGCGAUUUUAUCAAGGCUUUGAUAUCUAUAUCAACUAAUGCACCCCUAGAUGAAAUGUCAAUAGGUCCUAAUUCCCUUACUCGAAAACUGUGCUCAGAAGAAUCCGUCAACUGUUUUAUUGAUGCCAUUAUUAACAAACGCGGUUCGGCUUUGACUACAGCAGUUUCAGUUGUUAUUGAACUUAUUCGUAAGAACAACUCGGAUUAUGACCAAAUUAACCUCUUAGCAACAACCGUUAAAUCUCAUCCUCCUUCAAUGAGAGAUCCAGUUUAUUUGGGUACUAUGUUAAGGAUGUUUGCCGAAAAUUUACCUAAACUUCUAAAUUUCUUGGCAGAUAUUGAAAAAAGGGUAAAGGUUGCGAAGAACCAACUGGGUAUGGAUUACAAGCCCCUCGGGUUUGAGAGGUUCAAAAUUGUGGAACUGAUUGCAGAAUUAUUGCACUGUUCCAAUAUGUGUUUGAUGAAUUCCAAAAAGGCAGAACGAAUUGUAAAGGAAAGAGACGAAGUCAGGCAGCACUUGGUGAUGCAAUUGCAAGAUGCGCUAACGGACUUGAACAUGAAUGACAGCAACGUUGACAGUGAGAAAAAUAAUGAAAAAAACUGGCGAGAUUUAUCUCCCACUAAUGAUACCAGCAGCCCGGAAAAUACCGCUUUAAGCGCUAAUACGGACGAUGAUGUCGAUGAGUCUUUCGAAAUCCCCUAUGUCAAUAAAAACCAAAACGCCAAAUUAAGAAAGAAUCCAACAGUCGGUGAUUUUUUUAAGAUACAACUUUACGACACUCAAUUAUUGCCUAAGUUAAUCCAACUCUUUAUGGAGCAUCCAUGGAAUAACUUCUGGCAUAAUGUUAUAUUCGAUAUUAUUCAACAAAUUUUUAAUGGGAGAAUGGAUUUCUCCUACAAUUCAUUUCUGGUUUAUUCCCUUUUUAAAAACAGUAAUGCAGGACAAUUUUGCGGUGAUCCUCCCGCAUCUAAUGGGAAUGAAAGGCAUUUUUACGAUUUCCAAAUUACCAGAGACCUUAUUCUACAAGGAUAUAAAGACUCUCAUGCGUUUUAUGAAGAGUAUAAUACCUCGUUAGGAUACAUGGGUCACUUGGUACUCAUUUCCGAAGAAAUUGUCAAGUUCUCCAAGGUUUACAAAGUGGAAUUAAUAUCACCAGAGAUUCAUGAUGUACUACAAGACCCCGAUUGGAUUUUCUAUUCUGAAGAUGCCUUGAAUGAAACCAGGUUAAUGUACUCGAAGAUUUUGGGUGGCGGUGAAUAUGGCGGUGAUACGCCUAAUAAUAAUAGUAAUGAAAAAGCAGGUACAUUGAAUGCCGAAGAUAGCGAUGCUAUGAUUGUAGGUGAUGCACAGGCUAACUACAAGUUUUCAACUCAAGCUGAUUUGCACAAGAAACUGAAAGAAAAAUUGAUCAAAAAGAGCCAAGAUGCUAUUGACCUCAAAAACAAAGAGAAUGGAGUAAUUAUUUUAGGACCUCCAUGA
Molecule: messenger RNA, 2748 nt
Organism: Eremothecium sinecaudum
Lineage: Eukaryota; Fungi; Ascomycota; Saccharomycetes; Saccharomycetales; Saccharomycetaceae
Product: SAPS family protein
Exons: 1
Coding region: 1-2748 (915 amino acids)
Cellular component (GO): nucleus; cytosol
Molecular function (GO): protein phosphatase regulator activity; protein phosphatase binding
Source: RefSeq, a predicted model, not a curated record